CAUUAUAUUUGACGAAAGCGGCGAAAAAGAGACUCGACAGAAACGCUUGUUCCGACUUCGGAUGUGCAUUUCAGUAACAAAAUCUCAACCUUAGGCCAAUACCAACGGUGAAAAUAUACGAAAAUAGUCGUAGCUUUGUGGAACAAGUGAAAUGGAAGCGAUUAAAUUCGUUCAAAACGAGCCUUGGGCAACGAUGUGCAUGGAUUUGUAGCUGAAUUCUUAACAUUUUGACAUUUGGAGACGGAUUCUAUAUCAAAAGUAGGUACGAUUGGUUUUACGGUGCUAAACAAUCAAAACGCAGAUCUGCAUUUACAAAGACAGUCGGAAUCAACAGAACUGCAGCUGAAUGUGAAGUCAGUGCCGGGUGUUCUUAUUUAAUUAUAAUCGUUCGCAAAUAAUUUAUCUCGAAGCUAAAAAAAAACUGAAAAGAAGAAAAUGCACGAUUGAUGUGACAAAGAGUCCUAAGUGUACAGUGUUGUUGUGGAACUAAAAGCGUUUAGAACAAUGCCAAUUUAUUGUCAAAAAGCAAUUUCGUUGAAAAAAAGAUAGAAAUUGAGUGGAAAAUGUGUCUCGCAAAUCUGUUUUAUGUCCAAUUUUUUGUUUAUGCCAACCUUUAAAUCAAAGUGAAACGCUCGUAUUGUGUUUGUUUGAUAACAUCUGUAAUUUUGGGAACAUUAGUCGAAAAUGAAGUACAAACGAGAACGUCGUUCAAAGCCCAAGUCAACGAGUAGCAAAUUAGACCGAAGGAAACUCAAAAAAUAUUUAAAACAGGAAGGCAUUUCACUGGAAGAUGCAGUUGUUAUGCUAGAUUCCAGAUUAUCAUGUCGAGCCAACGGAAGAAAACAUCGUGACAGUCGACGAUCCGAUUCGGAAAAUCAUUACCAGAAUUCAUCCGGUUCGAGAAAAUGUCACGAUCGUCAAUCAAAUGGUAGAAAGCGUACGAAAAGUCGAAUAGAGAAAAAAAGAAGAAAGAAAAACCGUGUGAAAUGUAGAGACUCGUCCAAUUAUCAUAUUCCACAUACAUCUAAAAUGUAUAAUGGACAUCGAAAGCAUUCAUCGUCAUCGUCAUCACCAACGCCUUCGAAAAAAGCCACUGUUUCUGACGCAAAAAAAGAAACCGAGGCUUUGAAACUCAUCAGGAAGAGGCUGGAGAAUAUGGACAAGGACAGUAAUGCAAAUUCUAGUUUGAAAAUUGGACGUAGUAAAGAAGCAAAGAGGCAAUCGACUACAUCAACGGACUGCGAUACACCACGGGACAGAUAUGGUGAAAGUUCCGGAUCGACUACACCCGACGACAAACGUAUAUCUAGUAAAAUGUUCAAAAAAUAUGCGGACAGCUUUGCCCAGUAUUUGCUGGAAAAUCGGUCGAGUAAUUCUCUGGAUAGUAGCAGUGAUUCGGAUACUUUCAUCAGUACAGACGUCAACAAUUCUGAAAGUUCAGACAUUGAACGAACCGUUGGCCAUGAAUCACCGCCGACAAUAAUUCUGUUGGAUUCGGAUGAGGAAGUGAAUGAAAAUGCAAGCACAAACGAGAAUAGUGUACCGCCAACGAGAACUACACCUACGAGGAGCACGCCUACUAGAACAACACCGACGUCGCUGGCACGAACUUCAUCUCCUACACUCAUAGCAAAUGAUCAUCCCAUUAGAGUUAAGAAAGAGAAGAAGUCUCGAUCAUCCAAAAUGUAUCGAAAGAAUCAUCGAACAAUAACAUUGCACCCCAUCCAACCGUGCAACGAACGUCUGAAUUCACCGAGUAGCGUUGACGAUGAUUCGUAUAGUACAGCUCAAUCCGACAGUUCGGAAUCACCAGAGAAUCACACACCAAACACCAGAAACGCCAAGAGCAAACGACGGAAAAAACUGCGUCCAUCAAUAUCAAUGCGAAAAAACCGGCAGCGUCCCGUACCAGCGGAGGAAAGAAUUAGAACGAAACAAACUGCCUUGUCGUUCGAUGUGACCGAAGUGUUCGAAACGCAACCCGUACGGGAAAACGUAGGGACGACGCCAGACAAACGAAAAUCGCCAGUCAAACGAAAAUCGCCAGUCAAUGUGUCGCCGAAAGGCCGAAGGGACGGUGCACCUCUUCCUGUGGUCUCGUUUGGGCCAGGAUAUAUGCGGCAUGACGAGAAUUGGAAGGAUGAGGAUUGGUCAAAUUUAAGCGAGGAAGAUGAUUUCUCCGACUAUCAAAAUGGUGGCGUCAAUCAUGCAGAGUACCUCAACGAGGAGGGUAACGAUUCACUAGAUGAAGACUUUGAACCAGCGGACGAUGAUGAAUUCGUUCGGAAUGGCGUGGCCAGAGCGAAUUUCGCAGAUUACGAUGGCGUUACAAUUGAUUUUGUCGAUCGACCGCAAAUUAUCGAAAUUAAUAUGCCAGCGUCCAACAAUGACGAUCCACAUCAGUUGGUCGUUGAAUCCGAAGAAACCAUUGAAUAUGCAGAAGCUCAAAGUGAAAAUACGAACAUCUAUGCAAACAAUUACGACGACAUCGAAGACACCCAAGAUUCGGAAACGGACACCAAUUCAGCAAUCGGCAAUAAAUUUCCGAUAAAAAUUGUUGAAUCCACUCCCGACGCAUCGAAUCCGCUCACCAUAGCUGACAUUAUACUGCGAAUGUCUCAACAGGAUAUCGACACAUCGGUUGAACUAUCGAAGGAAAUCGACGACGCUGAAUCGAGUACUGCUGUCGCCACCACAACCAAAGGAAUCGAGCAGGACGGAUCGAUGAUUGUUGACGCAAUGCUAUCAUCGGAACCUUCAAGCAUAUCAGCGGACGAGGAAAAUGACGGCAUACCGAAUGAUGUCAUCGAAAAUGACAUACAACCGUUCGAUACAACAUCGCAAUUUCUGAAUGCAUCCAACGCCCGACAAGUGCUCGUUCUGCUCAAAACAAAAAUAUAUUUCCAUGGCUCACUGAGCAUUCGACUGAUUGCUGGAAGCGCAUCUAUUUUCGGAUAUGAGCUGAUGCAAGGCGAAACUGUCUUUGUGUACUCACCGCGCAGCGACAACUGUCUAUACAUGUCACCGUCCGCACAGGAUCAACAUCAGCACGAGAAUAAUGUCGAAGUCAAUUUACACGAUUUGCCCAACGCUUUCGGUACAUCAGAACUACAACACAUGAUGGGCAACUUCGACAGCUCCAGGGAUGCUAUCAUCUUGCUAGAAAAUGAUUCUAGUAACCGAAGCUAUCACAUGAUCGAAAACUACAUGAGAGAGACGAUAUUCUCGAAUUUUGAAUCAAUUGGAGGUGAUCAUCAUCAUCCGCUCCAGCUGUCAGAAACUAUGCUGCGGUGUAGAUUUUUCACGCACACAGAUGCAGGUCUAAGAGUUAAUCCUCAAUGGCAGGACGUUAACAUGACGGUAAAUAGUCGACAAAUGAUUAUCGGCGGAAAGGGUGUCGGAAAGUCAACAUUUCUUCGAUAUUUGAUAAACAAAAACUUGCAAGGAUUUGACAAAAUUCUUCUCAUCGAUUUGGACAUUGGUCUACCGGAAAUGUUUGUUCCACAAACGGUCAGUGCUACGAUUAUAACCGAACCGAUACUCGGUCCAGGAUACAUAAGAAAUACACCUCCGUACAAAGCGUAUCUGUUCGGUGAUGUGAACGUUUUGGUGUCGCCAAUCAAAUACUUGAAGUGUGUACUUAAACUGUUGAAGCACUGCAGUUGCCGGGAUGAUUUGCGAUCGAUGCCAUGGGUUAUCAACACCAUGGGAUACAGUCAUGGAUUCGGUCUGGAAUUGAUAGCAGCCAUACUGCGCGCAUUGAAUCCGACCGAUUUAAUUCAAAUUCAAUCAUCGAAAUCGACCAACAACGUCGGAACCAUUCUGAACGCCGAAGUGGUGAACUCUUUCGGUUUUAAUAUUUUCAAAAAUGAAGUACAAUACAUGCAAAACGAGUGUACAUAUUCGACGUACGUGUGUAAUACAAUGUCAAGUGAACAGCAACAGGAUGACUGGAACAAGUCACAAACAGAUCUGCGAUAUGCAAUGAUUUUAUCGAAAUUGGGUGGUAUACUUCAAGGAAACGUUAAUUGGAUCACGGACGUGAGACCUCUGUGGGCUUACCUGAAUCAAAUGAAAGUUCUUAUAUUGAGUGAUGACUGCGACAACUUUCAUUCGCAGCCGAAUGUUUUAAAUGGAAAUCUGGUGUACUUGUGUCAAUCCUCCGAACAUGCUGCAGACGAAGAUAUCGUCGAAUGUUAUGGAAUCGGUGUUGUGAGAAGCGUCGAAACGGCAAACGACAAAAUCUAUCUGCUGCCCGCAAUUAGCAAAGCAGAACUCCAUCAGGUGAAUGUAAUAGCCAUUUGUAACAUACCGCUGCCACCAGCACUGCUGCUGAAUCAGAGUUCUCGAAUUGGCGGACGCAUCCCAUAUGUGUAUUCCAGUGAUAAUUUCAUUGGUUCCAAGAAAAAUGUACCUAAUGCGUGUCGACCUGAGAAGCGUACGUCCAACAAUCACAUCAAAUUAGUCUAAAAACAAAAUGUUCGAUCAUUCCACGAGUAAAUUGUGAGAAAAUACCGUCGACGGAAGAGGCGUACACAUUGAGCAGCCCACUGCUAAUUGUUAAACUUUUAGACGGGUUUCCUAUGACAAAAACAAUGACCGAUCAAAGCAGGAGUAAAAAAAAUAUUUUGGCCCACAACAAAAUCUGUUUGUUGGAAGGGAAAUCCUGUAGCAAAUCAAAUAAAAUAGGGGAAUCAAACAGGGACUUACGUCAGUGCUGCUGUUACAUUCUUUUUAUUUAUUUUUUUGUACCGGACCCGUCUCGUCCGAGGUGAUUCUACUCC
Molecule: messenger RNA, 4784 nt
Organism: Bradysia coprophila
Lineage: Eukaryota; Metazoa; Arthropoda; Insecta; Diptera; Sciaridae
Biological process (GO): cleavage in ITS2 between 5.8S rRNA and LSU-rRNA of tricistronic rRNA transcript (SSU-rRNA, 5.8S rRNA, LSU-rRNA)
Cellular component (GO): nucleus
Molecular function (GO): polynucleotide 5'-hydroxyl-kinase activity
Source: RefSeq, a predicted model, not a curated record